This is a messenger RNA of Punctularia strigosozonata HHB-11173 SS5, 1041 nucleotides long. Its product is annotated as phosphotyrosine protein. Gene Ontology annotation, cellular component: nucleoplasm; cytoplasm. Gene Ontology annotation, biological process: protein dephosphorylation; negative regulation of SCF-dependent proteasomal ubiquitin-dependent catabolic process; negative regulation of protein binding. Lineage: Eukaryota; Fungi; Basidiomycota; Agaricomycetes; Corticiales; Punctulariaceae. The coding region runs from base 137 to 847 and encodes 236 amino acids. The transcript has 7 exons. Gene Ontology annotation, molecular function: protein tyrosine/serine/threonine phosphatase activity; F-box domain binding. The record is from RefSeq and is a predicted model, not a curated record.
GGCACUCAGAUAAUACCAGUAUCUGGGACUCUUGCUAUACCCCGAGCCUGCAACUGUACGGUCAACGCACACGUUCCGCCCUCUGGGUUUCCCAGCUUCUUUUCUCCCCUUUCCAGAACCAGUGUACUUCACGAUAAUGACCCCGGCGCGACCUCCUGGACCUGCGCAACUCUCUGCAGAUGAACUACGGGACAUGGUGCAAGGACCUGGUGACAGCGAGUGGAAGUAUGAGAUGCGACGAGAAUGUCAAGAGAUCAUACCGGGAUUACUUCUUGGUCCAUUCCUGAUUUCGAAGUCACUGGAAACGCUGCAAUCUCUGGGCAUCACUCAUGUUCUGUGCAUUCGAGACGCGAAGGAGGCAUUCUCAGUGAAGCCGCGGUUCCCGGAACAUUUCAUCUACAUGACUCUGGAUGUACAAGACACGGAAGACCAGAAUCUUAUCCGCCUAUUCCCGGGAGCAAAGAAAUUCAUUGACGACGCGAUCGCCCGAGGGGGCCGCGUACUAGUCCACUGCAACGGCGGCAUCAGCCUGUCUCCUUCGUUUGUAAUCAUGUUCGUUAUGGAACAUUUUCAGUUGUCCUGGGAAGAUGCCUUGCACAUGGUCCAGAACAGGCGAUACUGUAUCGCUCCCAACAGUGGAUUCAUGACACAGAUCAAGGAAUACGAAUCAAUAUACAAAGCGAAUGCGACUCUAGCCUCAUAUCCGCAGCAGAUGGAACGUACCGUCUCGCGGAGGAAACGCUCGGAGGAUGACGAAGAAGGGGAGAUGAGAGACGAGGACCGGAAGCGGAUUCUGGUUCAUAACGAGGAUACCACAGAAACGGAUCCAAACGCUAUGGAGUCAUAGCUGUGCCAGGUUCACUCUGCUACCGUAACACGAAUCUGCAGAACCUCCAGAGGUUGCAAGUUGAAUGUGUUGCUUUGAUUAGGUAUUACGGUAUUUAAUCGUCCACAGGAUUAAUGUGUAGAUGUCACUCCCUUGCUGUAUAUCAAGCCCUCGGCAUUAUCUACCGCCCCUCAUCAAGCCCGGGCAUUUUGGAC